Messenger RNA from Penicillium odoratum, 1257 nucleotides. Its product is annotated as lipoate synthase. The transcript has a single exon. The record is from RefSeq and is a predicted model, not a curated record. Gene Ontology annotation, cellular component: mitochondrion. Gene Ontology annotation, molecular function: 4 iron, 4 sulfur cluster binding; lipoate synthase activity. Lineage: Eukaryota; Fungi; Ascomycota; Eurotiomycetes; Eurotiales; Aspergillaceae. The coding region runs from base 1 to 1257 and encodes 418 amino acids. Gene Ontology annotation, biological process: lipoate biosynthetic process.
AUGGCCGCAUCACGAAGCCUACGGCAUCUCUCGUCCGUUAGGACAUCCCUCUCACCUGCCCCAACAUCCAACCUCUCCCUCCACUACCGCAGCUAUGCCACGACCGACAACGGUUCCGCCACCAACACACCGGGUAUCACCCGCCGGCGAAAGACUUCCUUCCAAGACAAACUAAAUGCCGGCCCCUCCUUCUCCGACUUCGUCUCUGGCGGAUCAGACAAUGCACCCCUUGAACCGGAAGAAGCCUACGCUCUCAAAAAGGCCAUGGUUGGCCCGGCCGGCCGCAAGAAGGAAAUGACCCGGCUUCCCGAGUGGCUCAAGACCCCCAUCCCGGACUCGAAGAACUACCAGCGCCUGAAGAAGGAUCUUCGGGGAUUGAAUCUCCACACCGUUUGUGAGGAGGCGCGAUGCCCCAAUAUCUCGGAUUGCUGGGGCGGAGGCGAUAAGGCGUCUGCAACCGCUACUAUCAUGCUUAUGGGUGAUGAGUGUACACGUGGAUGCCGAUUCUGCAGUGUUAAGACAAAUCGUGCACCUGCACCGCUGGAUCCGCACGAGCCGGAGAAUACUGCUGAGGCUAUCUCUAGAUGGGGACUCGGAUACGUGGUUUUGACCAGUGUGGACCGUGAUGACCUGGCGGAUGGAGGUGCGCAUCACUUCGCUGAGACUGUGAUCAAGAUCAAGUCUAAGGCGCCGAAUAUUUUGGUCGAAUGUUUGACUGGUGAUUACCGUGGGGAUUUGGAGAUGGCCAAGGUGGUUGCGCGGAGUGGAUUGGACGUUUAUGCGCACAAUGUUGAAACUGUUGAGGCCUUGACUCCUCAUGUGCGUGAUCGUCGCGCUACUUUCCAGCAGUCGAUUCGAGUGCUGGAGGCUGCUAAGUCUGCCCGGCCUGAUCUGAUCACCAAGACCAGUCUCAUGCUGGGUCUUGGUGAGACGGAUGAGCAGCUCUGGGAUGCGCUGCGCCAGUUGCGUGCUGUCAAUGUUGAUGUUGUCACAUUUGGCCAGUAUAUGCGUCCUACCAAGCGGCAUAUGGCUGUUCAUGAGUACGUUACACCCGAUCGGUUCGAGGCUUGGCGCCAGCGCGCACUGGAUAUGGGUUUCUUGUACUGUGCUUCUGGACCAUUGGUUCGCAGCAGUUACAAGGCCGGCGAGGCUUUCAUUGAGAAUGUGUUGAAGAAGCGCCGUGCUGGAUCUGGAGCCGCAACUACAGAGCAGACUGUUGAGCAGCCUGUCUCUCAGGCUGGCGAGGCGACUCGCUAG